Messenger RNA from Carassius carassius (crucian carp), 3352 nucleotides. Its product is annotated as nectin-4-like. The record is from RefSeq and is a predicted model, not a curated record. Bases 748 to 2574 code for a protein of 608 amino acids. The transcript has 11 exons. NCBI's taxonomy places the organism in Eukaryota, Metazoa, Chordata, Actinopteri, Cypriniformes, Cyprinidae. Gene Ontology annotation, biological process: heterophilic cell-cell adhesion; homophilic cell-cell adhesion. Gene Ontology annotation, cellular component: adherens junction.
GCAGAAACAAAAAACCUGUUAAAGUGAAAUCGACCAUUAAAGAUCGCAAACGAUUAAGCAAUUACAGAAUAUUGAAUCGGUAGCUAGUAGCUAGAUUGAAUCAUCAGAUUGGAAAGAAACACCCGGAUUAAAAACUGGAAAGUUGAGUUGAGCAGAGCGCGUAACAACAUGUGGAGAGCUGCCUUUAACAACAGGUGUCUGUAAGACAUUUCCUUCUCUCAGAGCAUUUUCACGCAAUUUCAACCCGAACGUCGGAAGAAUAAUGGAAAUACCCCGUUUUUCUCUCAACAUGUCGUAGAUCUUAAAACGAUACGAAAACGCAAUAAACUGGAGUUAUUUUUUUUUUGUGCGCUCCCGUGAGGACUUGCGCUCGGAGAUGCGUUAACUUUUCUGGAUAUAAUACAUAAACAUUGUAUUUAUUGAUGUUGAUUCCUUUAUUAUUAUUAUUAUUAUUAUUUAUUUAUUUUUUUUGCACUUCAAAUGAAUUAAGCGACAUAUCUCAGAUGUUGAUUCUGAACGAAUGCUUUCGGUUUUUUUUGCGCUGGAUCUCCACCACCUGAUCUUUUUCUAGCCCAUGAGAGUCUGUCUCCUCUUCUCCAACGUCUCCUGACUGACUGGAUUGAUUAGGAAUACAAGUAGCUCUUGAGAUGGACACUCAACUGGUAUAUUAAUAAUGACACAAUAAUGUCACAUUGAGAUCGCUGAACUGAUAACCUGGGCUCGGCUGAAAGUCUGAACUGGUGGACGAUGAAGACAGUUUCAUAUAUUCUUGCUGUACUGAUCAUCUGGAACUCAGCAGCCUGUGUAAGUGGAGAACAAGAACACUUUCUAGUGCCCCCUGAGUCCCCCUGGGCCAUACAGUCUGUGGCAGAGGAGGAAACACGCUUACCCUGUCGAUUCAAUGUAUCCAACAGUGAGAUCCAGGUGGUGCAGGUGACGUGGGUACGAGAAAACUCAAAUGGAGGGGAAGAUCAGAUUAUCACUGCUCAUUACACUAAUGGCCAGACAGAAAACCCUGCAUACUUGGGACGUGUACGAUUUGCAACCAGCGACCCAAUAAGAGACUCUACUCUGAUUAUUAUGGGCACACGUACUAUAGAUGAGGGCAAAUACAUCUGCAAAGUUGCCACCUUCCCCACUGGAAACUUUGAGACCAAGAUUUUGGUCACUGUGUGGACUAAACCCAUUACGUCGCUGCAGCCGUUCGUCCUGGUUGAGGACCAGUCGUUCCGUCCUGCAGCUAUAUGCCGUUCGGUGGCUAAGCCGAUGGCAGGCCUCUCCUGGGACACAGAGCUCGCGGGACAGAGUCAGAACCGUAGCAUAGAUGGUGAGGUGGCCUCUAUCCAGUUUUCUCUCCACCCUCUCCGUAAUAUGAACGGACAGAAGCUGGACUGUCUGGUCUGGCAUCCAUCGCAGAAAAGCCCAGAGAGGAUCUCCAAUAACCUCGUAGUACACUACCCUCCGAAUGCAUUAAUAUCUGGCUAUGAGAACGACUGGUAUGCUGAUAUGCAAGGAGCCGCGCUGCACUGCAUUGGUCAAGGAAAUCCAGAGCCUAAGCAAUUCAACUGGAUGAGGAAAGGUGAAGCUUUGCCAGAGGGUGUGACUGUGGAUGGUGACAGGCUGCUCUUUUCCAGGCCCCUGAGCUUGACAGAUAAGGGAGAUUAUGUCUGCACCACCACCAAUCUGGUGGGAUCUGGAAAAGCUGAGAUUGUAAUAAAUAUAUUAGGUGUGUGUCCCACAGUGAACUACAUGCUCAUUAUUGUUAUUGCUGGUGUUGCUGCAGUGGUUGUUGUCACUUUUAUCAUCGUGAUCAUUUCAGUAAACCGCUACUAUAAGCGCAAAAAUCAACAGCUUGCUACAGAGCUGGAUGCAAAAAAGGAGGAAAUCAGCACCCUAUCAAGACAAGCCUCGAUUAGGAGAGUCAACUCGGGAAGCACAGACAACAGAUACUCGGACGACAAUAAUCAUUUAAGAGUCGAAGGGACAAUACGCACAAGUCUCUCCUCACUGGAUCGUCCUCGCUCCAGGGAUAGUCGUUCCACCCUGGGAGGGCUGGACUCACUCGGUCGCCCUGUAAUUUAUAACACAUCCAGAAGAGGUCGAGAAAAACUCAUGGACCGAGCUGAAAGAGAAUCCACUCGGCUGAUGAUGGAGUCUUAUGAGCUGGACAGUAACAUGUCACAGGCGAUUGAAAUUGUCCGGUCCCGGAACGGCAGCGCCAUUCUCCCAGCAGAGGGGAGGCCGCAGUCUGGAGGAAGUAGCAGAGGAGGCAGCAGAGGCCAUAAUUCGCCCUUAAUAUCCACAUACCCUGCUCUUACAGAUGAGGAGGAAGAAAGUUCUGUGAGUCCUGCGGAUUCAGGAGUCCACAGAGGUUUAAUGGAGCCUGACGGUUUUGAAAACGGCAGCAGCGAGACGGCGAGUUCACAGAUAUCUGAGGCACUAUUCAGUCAUUUUGAAAACACUAAUGGCAUACUGCGGCCCAAGUCCAAACCCAAUAACAUCCUUCUUCCGGCUCACACAACACUUUUCCUUCAAGCACAUAGCCCACCUAUCCACAGAGCUCAGAUCGUUUAGAGGACUUGUUUAAAAACAUCUUUAUCACAAGACAAAUUCAUUGCAAAAACAGAUAAACACAGUUGAUAUUACAACAGAAGAAUUUGUGCCUCUGUGAUUUCGCUCUCUAAAAGGCUGUGUCUGGACAACUAACCUUAAAAUGGAUCUUUGGUUUGAACUUUUAUGAAUACUUACUCAAGGUGGCAAAAACAUGGACCAAAUGGCCAUCAUUUAAACGAAACCAGCAUUGCUCAAAUAAUUGCAUAAUCCACUGUGUAUUCUGGAACUGGGACGCUUGAGUAUUAUGGGUCACAACAUGUGUUUCAGGUACAGAUUAACUGGAAUCCGCUAGAGUUGAGCUCCUCUGUGUGACCAGGGAAUGGAAUUAAGAUCUUUUUUUUAUUAUUAUUGCAACCUAAGGCUUCACUUGAAUUACUGUUGAUGGAGAAAAUACUACAUGAACUCUUCACUGUGACUUAUUGACCUUGAUGUAUGUAAUCCAGAGAUGUACAAAUGGUAUUUAGACAUAUUCUUUUUGAAUAUAUGUGUGUAUUAUGUAUUUUGCCUGGAAACUAGCCACUGCAUGAAUAGUAUUAUGAAGUAUGGCAUUACCAUGUUAUGAAACUCCUGCAUGUUCACAUAAUGUCAUUGUCGUUGUAGGAGUGCAUUGUCAUUGUUUACAACAUUUAUACUUCAUUAUGUACUAGAAAAUGUAUGUAGUUUUAAUAAGGUAGUAUUUCCGCAAGCUCUUGUGAUCUUUUUGUCUAACAAAAUAUAAAGCCAUGGGUCCUGAUGGUAA